AUGGAGGGGCUCAGCGGAGCCCCCAGGUUCCUGGCCUACCCGCGUGCCUUCACAGUGCAAAGCGGCACCGACGCGGUCCUGAGCUGUCGGAUCACGGGCAACCCCCAGCCAAGCAUCCUCUGGGAGAAGGACAAGACCCCGAUCAAGCCUUCAGGACGCUUCCAUGUGGAGGCCAAGGGGGACUUGUACAGCCUGCUGGUGUCCCAUGCCACUCCCCAGGACAGCGGGGUCUAUGUCUGCAAAGCCAAGAACAGUGUUGGUGAGACCUAUGCUGCUGCCACGCUCAAGGUGGAGGCAGGCGAGCCCCGAGAGGAAGAGGGAUGCCCAAGCAGCAAGGCACCUGCCUUCCUCGUUGCCCCCUCAUCCAUUCGCGUGUGCCAGGGGGAGGACGUGAUAUUCACCUGCAGGGUGUCCGGGCGGCCUUGUCUGGUACUGGAGUGGGACGCAGUGACGGCCAAGGUGCCAGGGGCUAAGGCAUUCGCCGUGAGCGCGGGGAAGCACGCCAAAUUUCGCUGCUAUGUUACCGGCAAGCCCAAGCCAGAGAUCGUCUGGCAGAAGGAUGGCAAGCCCCUUGCCCCUGGCCGUAGGCACCUCGUGUAUGAGGACCGAGAGGGCUACUUCAUCCUCAAGGUGCUGUACUGCAAACCCCAGGACCAGGGGCUGUAUGUCUGCACCGCAUCCAACACCGCCGGGCAGACCCUCAGCGCGGUGAAAGAGCACUGGCUGCGUUUCCAGGUGCAGCUGGCGGACGUGGAGGUGGCGGAGCGGGAGGACGCCGUGCUGGAGUGCCAGUAUGUGAUGGAGGAGCGAGGAGUGGUGCGGCGCCUGACCAUCCGCGAUGCCCGCACUGAUGACGACGGCAUCUACCUCUGCCAGAUGAAGGACAAGGGGCGCAGCAUCGCUGAGGUCUCCGUACGAGGGGUGAUCACGAAGCGGCUGCCGCGGGAUGUGAUGGAAGGGGAGAAUGCUGUUUUCUGCGUGGAGACACAGGAGGCAGCAGAGGGGGUCUGCUGGAGCCGGGACGAGCUGCAGCUGCGGGAGUCCCCCCGCACCGUGCUGAAGAGUUUUGGCAGAACACACCUCCUGGUGCUGGUGCACGUCACACGCCAGGAUGCAGGAAUCAUCUCCUUCACUGUCGGCGAGUCACAGACAUCCUCCCAGCUCCGGGUCAAGUGUAAGCACCAG
Apaloderma vittatum (bar-tailed trogon) is the source of this 1185-nucleotide messenger RNA. RefSeq names its product obscurin-like protein 1. The record is from RefSeq and is a predicted model, not a curated record. The transcript has 5 exons. The annotation marks the transcript as partial. Lineage: Eukaryota; Metazoa; Chordata; Aves; Trogoniformes; Trogonidae.